AUGGAAGCUCUUAAUUCUGUUUUCGUUGAGGGUGCCAAAUCUUUUGUCAUGUUCACGUGUUCAAGAAUUAAGACCUUUUCUAAAUAUGAAAAAAACGUUCGUGAACUCGAGGAAGGAAUGGUAAGUCUUGCUGAAGAGAAGAGGGAAAUUGAAGAACAGAUCAACAUAGCCAGAGUUGAGGAAAGAACUCCAAGGCGGCAAGUAAUUAAAUGGCUAAGGAAGGUUUCUGAAGUUGAAAAUGCUGUAAGGCCACUGUUAGAAAGGCCUUGUGAAUAUGCUGAUGGAACGGGCUCCAGUAUGCUGCACCAGUACCAACAGUGCUGUAAAGUGGCAGCGAAACUAGAACUGGUGAAAGAGCUUAAUUCUACGCAUUUUGAUAUUGUUGCCCCUGAAAGAUGCUCACCAGUUAAAGCGGUGGAGAAAAUGGAAGUGCCACCUCUUGUCGGGCAGCAGGCAAUAUCAGAUAUAAAGAAGCUUUUGGAAAUCUUGAACGAGGACGGUGUCAGAAGAAUUGCGGUCUUGGGGAUGGGUGGGAUAGGAAAAACAACAUUGGUCAAGAAGUUGAACAAUGAGCUGGAAUUUUCCUCUCCAAGUUCAUUUGAGAUUGUCAUCUGGGUUCAAGUAUCCAUGGCAACAGAUUUGAGCACAAUUCAGGCUCAGGUUGCAAAGCGAAUACAUUUAAAACUGGACCCGGGAGACGCUCCCCACCGCAUAGCCAACAAAAUUCUUAGAAGACUCGAGCUGAAGAGGAAGAUCCUCCUGAUUCUUGACGAUGUUUGGAAAGAAAUUGACCUGGAUGCUGUUGGUAUUCCUUCAAGUGAUCCUUGUUGUAAAGUCCUUAUAACCACUCGGUCUCGUGAUGUGUGCAGGCAAAUGACCACUGAUGUUUCUUUCCAGUUAGAUCUUAUGGGUGAAGAAGAUGCUUGGAACCUUUUCGUUCAAAGUGCUGGAGCUGUACUUAAAUUAGAUGGGAUUGAAGCUCCAGCAAGAAAAUUUGUUUCAGGUUUCCAUGGGCUUCCGUUAGUAAUAAAGAGUCUAGGUAAGUCAAUGAGGGACAGACCACAGAUCGAAUUGUGGCAGAACGCAUAUGCUAGGUGGCGUUGCUCAUCACCUUUGUUCCAGAACAUUGAGAAUGAGGUGUUUGGGCCUCUGAAAAUGAGUUAUUAUUUCUUACCAAACAAGAUUCAGAAACAAUGUUUUUUGUCUUGUUCAAUGUAUCCCGGAAACUUUUCAAUUAAUGUUCGUGAGCUAAUUCAAUGUUGGGUAUCUGAUGAGUUGAUCAACGAGAACCAAAGCACAAAUGACAUAUUCAGUGAUGGGGAAUCUUUGGUAGAACGCCUGAAGGACUUGAGCUUGCUUGAUCAAGAUUCCAAAGGAACUGUGAAGAUGCAUGAUAUUUAUCGUCGCUUAGCCAUAAUUCUGUCUCAGACUCAAGAAAUGUAUGGCUUUCACUGUCAAUCUGGCCUUCCAUUCUAUCAAACACCAAAUGAGUCAUCUAGACGUGUUUCUUUCAUGGGAUGCAGGAUGGAAAUUCUGAAAGAGUUUCCUAUAAAUUCACAGGUCACAGUCCUUUUUCUCCAAGGUAAUCCUAUAAAGAAAAUCCCAAAUGAAUUCUUUCACAAUAUAAGGUCACUAAGGGUACUGAAUUUAAGCGAAACUCGAAUUACUGUCUUGCCUUCAUCUUUUAUCUGCUUGGGUGAAUUGCGUUCUCUCUUUCUGAGAGGCUGUUUAUUACAGAAGCUACCUUCUCUUGAAAAUAUGUCAAAACUCUUGGUUCUUGAUCUUUCAAACAGCCGCAUAAGGGAGCUUCCUGAAGGGUUCAGAAGUUUAAGUAAUUUGAGAGAACUAAACUUGUCAUGUACACGCUUCUUAAAGAAAAUUGUCGCCGGAAGCAUAUCAGGGCUAGUUGGUCUAGAAACUCUAGAUAUGUCGUUUAGUGCUUAUAACUGGAACCCAGAGAUGAAUUCAGAUCAAAGAGCAACAUUUGAGGAGUUAUUAUCAUUGGACCGCCUCUCAAUCCUUCAGAUAAGGCUGGACUCUGUGGAGUGCCUUGUAUCUGCCUCUUCUUGGCUCAAGAAGUUAAGAAGAUUUGACAUCCAGAUUAGUCCUAGGAACUGCAACUUGAAUGAUCAUGUUGCUGAACAAAAUGAAAAAAAAUUGGUUCUUAGGGGUGUUGAUUUCUCUCAAGAAAACAUUCGUUAUUUAUUACGCAUCACAAGUUCUCUAGACAUGUUAACAUGUGUAGGCAUGAACCAGAGACAUUGGCUUAGCCUAUCAUCAUUGAUAUCACUCACUAUAUCGAAUUGUGAUGUUAUGAUAUGUCUCAUAAGCAGUGAAAGAAGUUCCCAGAAUAUGUUUCCAAAACUUCAGCACUUGAUUCUCGAUAAAUUGAAAAAUCUAGCGACUACUGUUGAGGGGAUACUCCGCAGAGGCAGAUGCCUUACUAAUCUGAAAACGGUUCAAAUUUCAGAUUGUCCGAUGUUAAAAGAGGCCAUUUCUUAUGCAAUGCUACGUCAUGUUCAAAAGCUUGAAGAAAUCAAGGUAAAUGGUUGUGAAAAUAUGUCUUGCAUAAUUGCGUCUGGGGAGCAUAGAGAAACACUUCCGAAUUUGAGGGUCUUAGAGAUAAGCAACAUGGCCAAUUUGCGUAAAAUUUGUGAAGGCGAAUCAGUUUUCCCAAUGUUGCAGAGAGUUCAAGUUUCUGGCUGUUCCGGGCUAAGGAAACUUCCGCUUAAAAUCUCUAAUUUGUCUAACUUGAAAGAGAUUAGAGGUGAUUGGGAAUGGUGGAAUAAUUUAGAAUGGGAGGAUGAUGUUAAGAACAUCUUUCGCCAACACUUUCAAGCAUACCCAAGAAAUACAUACUCAAGAAAAAGAAGAUACAAGUAA
Erigeron canadensis is the source of this 2883-nucleotide messenger RNA. Its product is annotated as disease resistance protein At4g27190. The transcript has a single exon. The record is from RefSeq and is a predicted model, not a curated record. The coding region runs from base 1 to 2883 and encodes 960 amino acids. Gene Ontology annotation, molecular function: ADP binding; protein binding. NCBI's taxonomy places the organism in Eukaryota, Viridiplantae, Streptophyta, Magnoliopsida, Asterales, Asteraceae.